Macrobrachium nipponense is the source of this 507-nucleotide messenger RNA. RefSeq lists its product as uncharacterized. Lineage: Eukaryota; Metazoa; Arthropoda; Malacostraca; Decapoda; Palaemonidae. The record is from RefSeq and is a predicted model, not a curated record. The transcript has a single exon. The coding region runs from base 1 to 507 and encodes 168 amino acids.
AUGUUCUACCAAGUGAAAGUACCCAAACACCAAUACAACCAUCUCAGAUUCCUCUGGUGGCCAAACGGUGACAUAUCAAAAGAACUCGAAGAGUACUGGAUGAAAGUACACCUGUUUGGCGUAGUGAGCUCACCAAGUAUCGCCAACUACGCACUUAGACGCAUCGCAGAUGAAGAAAACAACUUAAGUUCAGAAGUCGCCCAUACAAUUAAGCGGAACUUCUACUUCGAUGACUGUGUAAAGUCUGUACCGAACGCCACCGAAGCCAGUUCUCUGAUUGCUGAACUGACUGCCGCCUGCGGGGGCUGUGGAUUCAAACUGUGUAAAUAUACUAGUAAUGACGUCUCUGUCCUAAACACAUCCCAGCUGACAAUCGAUCCAAAGAGGUUAAAGACAAGAGACAUCAAUUAUGACCCACUGCCUACCGAGCACGCCCUCGGAAUAACUUUGGGUCGUCGAAACAGACACAUUUUGGCUUCUCAGUGUUGUUGCCAGACAAACCGCUGA